This is a messenger RNA of Sebastes umbrosus (honeycomb rockfish), 3090 nucleotides long. RefSeq names its product ABRA C-terminal like (gene abracl). Bases 152 to 400 code for a protein of 82 amino acids. NCBI's taxonomy places the organism in Eukaryota, Metazoa, Chordata, Actinopteri, Perciformes, Sebastidae. The record is from RefSeq and is a predicted model, not a curated record. The transcript has 3 exons. Gene Ontology annotation, biological process: regulation of actin filament-based process.
CCCACUAGAUAACACUAGUCUGAUUCGGUGCACCCGGAUAUUGGAAAUUUCCGAGCAGGCAGUGAACACAUCAACAUUAUACCCACCGGUGCAGAUUCAUCAGGAAGUCGUCUCGUCAUUUUAUUAGAAUUAAGAGGAAUUAAAAGCAACAAUGAAUGUCGAUCAUGAAGUAGGUUUGUUGAAGGAGGAGAUUAAGCGACUCGGGAGUGAAAAUGCUGAUGGUAAAUACACCGUGACAUUUGGGGUCUUAUUUAACGAUGAUAGGUGUGCCAACAUCUUCGAGGCGUUGGUGGGCACCCUGAGGGCCGCCAAGAAGAGGAAGAUUGUCACCUACGAGGGCGAGUUGCUUCUACAGGGCGUCCACGAUAACGUUGGAAUCGUCCUGCUCGUGGAUGAGUAAAAAAGUUUGAACCAGAUGACCUUCUAGCAACUCGCCGAAUCCUCUCAAACACUGAGCUUCUGCAGCGUACCGGCUUUGUAACUGAGCUUCUGUUUUUCAGUUCUUCAUGUGCAAGGUUCGGUAUUUGAAAUUCAAACAUACAUACAUACAUACAUACAUACAGUACACUUACGGACCCGGCUGGCAUGUCUGCAUAUGAUUUCAUUUGAUUUCACUUUGCCGAACAGUAUCACAAAAAGUUAUUUUGGGUUUUUCAGGGACUGAUUCAUAGUUUCAGAUGACAAGGAAAAAAUGGUGUUUCUCUCUUUCUCAGGCGCUGCAAUGUCAUUUUGAUACACUUUUAAGACUAUAAACGCACAAAUCAGGAAUGUAAUAGUUUGUGUAACGCAUCCAUUUGGGUAUUUUUUGUUAAUUUUUGGAGAAAUUACAGUAUUUUACAGUAUCUUGAUUGUGUCAGGAUAAGAGACACAAAACUUUGACAAACUUCUUCACAUUUUUAAUUGGAGCACUCUGAUCUUGACAAAUAGUUUGUAAUGGAUACUUGUUUUUAAAGCUGCACUAAAUCCUCCCUUUAUCAACCUCAAGUGGCAAUGGGAGUUGAGACCUCAUUACCUAGAUAUCAUGUAAUGUGUUUUCACAUUGAAUCUAGUGCAGCUUUAAGAUGACGGGUAGAUUGUGUCACCAAAUGGCAUCCAUUUAUUGUUUACAUGAGCCGUUUCUCUACUACCUCUUGUGGACUUUGUAAAAAGACCUCAUUAGACCAGUGCUUUUGGAAAUGUAAGAACAAUUCCUUCAUAGAAACUACGAAGAUAAGUGCAUUUCAAGAAAGACUUUUGCACCUUUUUGUACUCGUCGCAAUCUGCUACAGUAGUUUUUAUUCCAUCUUUUUACACGUGGUCAAUUUUGUCUGCUAAACAAACUCCAAAACUUGCCUUUCGUAAGAAAACAGUUGAUGAGCAAAAUGGCGAAUGUAUUUCUCGUGCAAUUUUUAUUAGUGUAUAAUAAUUACAGGAUGAUUGGUGCCAAGUGGAAAAGAUGAAUUUGUGAUGUUUCUCAGGACCAAAUCGACACAACCAAAAUAUGUUUAAUAAUUGUCCUGUAGUUUAAAUUAGGUGUCUUACUUGUGACACAAGACGUGCAUUUAUAGUUUUAUUAGUUUAUUUUUUUUUUUAUUUUACCACUCUUUGUUCUGUACUGUACGUCAAAUGAUACGUGCAGAUCAGGCGUGAUCAUUUCGCUUGGUUUCAGCAAGCAGUCCGGGCUCUGUAUGGAGGCCCAAAGUUGUCAAAAUUGAAGUAAUAAAUAAGCAUUAUGGAAUGAAUAAUAGCAUGAAUAAAUACAGACAACAUAUGUAAUAAAACAUGAAAUAAUAUAAUAGAUAUGUUUUUUAAAACUCAGAUCAAUGUUAUGAAAUACCUCAUCCUGAUUUUUUUCACAAUAACAUUUCAGGUAAUUUUUAUUUAAUUCCAGAUGUUUUUAUUUCAAAAUGUCCUUUUCAUAAAGUCUAUUUUUAAAAAAAAAAUGUUUUCCAAUUAACCAAUUUAUUUAAAAAUCCCAUUGAUCAUCACAAAGAAUUUGGUAUGGCGGAUACACCUACGUGAUUGGCUGUUCACUCCUUCAGACCAAAGCAACAGACAAUCACAUACCUCGCUCCAUCUGUUUGUCGAUUCACAAAAACUUUGCGAUGAAACGUGGCUUUGAUAUUUGGGUCAAUGUUGGGAAAAGACUAUUUUGAAAUAAAAAAUGUAAAUAAAAUUUAAAAGAAUCAAGAAUCGGAAUCAAUUAACAUUUCAUAAACUGAGUUUUAAAAAAUGUUUUGGAUUUUUAACAAUUUAAUGGUUCAAAAUGUCAUAUUUUGUCAAUAUUUAUUUCAUAAUAUAUUGUUUAUUUGUUUAAUUUUGACCACUUUUGGGCCUCCAUAGAUUUUAGUAAGUGGCUGCAGCUAUUCGAAUGUGAGAAGAAAGAUUUGUCUAGGACCAACAAUCUCCAAAUAUUUAGCCUGAAUGUAACAUCUACUGUUGUGCUCACCUGGAUAAUAUCAUAUUACAACGACGAGCUAUCAGCCGUGUGAGACCACGCCUCAUCUGCAAGUUUUAUAAGACACAUUCACUGCUGUUGUAUAAACCUGGCUAAAUCGUUAUGCUCAGGUGUUGGCUGUUUCAGUUUGACUUGAAUUAUGUGCUUUUUUUCUGAACCCAAUAGGAAGUUGUUCUCUAAACAGCGUUGUUGGUAUAAAUGGAUCCAAAAUUUAUCGAAAUGAGGAAAACUGAAUGAGCUUAAUCGUAUGCUAAUUAUGAAUGAAGCUGAAAUGUAGCCUAGAAAACAAAGUAAUCAUCAGAAUACAAUACAAUAGGCUAAGUAAGUCUGAAAUGUUAUGGAGUGAGGAAGAAACAUGCUGCUUGCAUCACUGUCAUUUUGGAUUAUCCUGCUGUGUGUUGCACUGGACUGAGCUGAACACAAAUGCAAAUUACAGCACAAGUUAACACUUAGCAAGAGGAGAAAGUUAUGAUCAGAGCAGUGCCAAUACCUCAAGCCAUUUUCUGUGAGCUCGUGGGAUGCCUGCAUGAUGUGUUCAUGUGCGUCAUUACUGUCUUUUUGUAUUGGCAAUAACACGUUCCUAAACGAACUAAGGUUUCUGUUUCUGUGGAAUACGCUCCGACGAAUAAAAUCUUUACACUUGAAGCCUUGAA